CUCCAGUGACGAUGCUGCGCCUCAAAGUACUCCAGUCUUCCCUCAGACCAGCCAUGGACCUCUACUGGCCUGUUCGCUGUCUCUGGCCAGAGCUGCGGCCUAUUCUACUCCAGCAGGACCUGCUGCAGAGACACAUGAAGGAGCUCGACAGCAGUCUGGAGAUGAUGGAAAAGCUCCAACACACCAUCUUCCAGGAGAUGGACCCCAGCCCAGCAGCAGCCUCUGCGGCCAUCCAGCCAGUCUCCUACCAGCUGAAAAGAGAGGGAGGGCGCUUCGCCCUGACCCUGGACACUAAGGACUUCUCCCCAGAGGACCUGUGUGUCAAGCAGGUGGGCAGGAAGCUGAGAGUCAGUGGGAAGACGGAGAAGAAGCAGGACGAUGGGAAAGGCUCCUACUCUUACAGAUGUCAGGAGUUCAGGCAGGAGUUUGACCUUCCUGACGGGGUCAACCCUGAACAGGUCACCUGCUUGUUGGCUCAAGACGGGAAGCUCCACAUCCAGGCUCCAAAGGCGGAGUGUCCAGAGGAGGCCGAGAGAGUGGUGCCCAUCAGCUCGAGCCUGGAGCAGACACAGUCCCCGCAGUGCCUCAGCUCACCCACAGGGGGCAGCACAGACUCACACCAGAAGGAGACCGCUGACAAGUUGGACUGAUAUGAUUCUCUGUGCCAGUUAAUAUCAUUUUAUACUUUCAUAAAUCGUUUGUAGCAAUUGCAUUUACUCAUGUUCUAUCUACACUGAUAUUUACAUUUUAAUAAUGCAUUUUAAUUAUGUUGUAAAAAAAUUAAAAUAAAUAAAAACGAUAUUUACCUCUGUUUAUGAGUCACUCUUACCUGUGGUCAAACAUGUAGUCAAGACCAACUUCCCUCACUUCCUGGAUUGGAAUACUUUCUUGAUACUGACCAAUAAUAUAAAUGACAGUCAAUUAAGAAACAAUGCCCUUAUAUGAACAAACCCUGCAAGUCUGAAGUGUUCGGGGUGGUUCAGUCAUGGUGUAGGUAGUAUUUUAUAUUGGGUUCAUGAGUCAGAGUCCUCCAUACUGUAAGUGAGCAUGUUUUAUUUGCUGACGGUCUAUUCACAACCUAACCAUCUGAUUGAAAUAGAACUGAGUGCAGAAACAAUGUUGUCACCGGUGUCAAAUUCAGAUUCUCUCUCGCGGAAAAAGACUUGGAAUAGUGACAAUAGUUAAAUAUAACCACCUAAUACAGGUCGUGUUGGAAGUACAUUUCUCCUUGAUAUUUACCAUUUAGUAUUCUAAAGCGUUUGUCUACGCUUUCAUACCAGAUCAUUGUUUCCUAACCUUCAGUAGUCUAUCUAACUGCUAGGACAGUGGCAUCAGGGAUAUCUUUAGGCUUGUUGUCAUGAAGAAAAUAGUUUAUCUCAGAGUGUGAAUGACCAGUCAGGCAGCUGUCACAAAUUCCCCUUUCUGUCUCUCUCUGUCUGUCUGUCUGUCUGUCUGUCUGUCUGUCUGUCUGUCUGUCUGUCUGUCUGUC
Hypomesus transpacificus is the source of this 1489-nucleotide messenger RNA. RefSeq names its product heat shock protein 30-like. Gene Ontology annotation, biological process: response to heat; protein refolding. Bases 12 to 650 code for a protein of 212 amino acids. NCBI's taxonomy places the organism in Eukaryota, Metazoa, Chordata, Actinopteri, Osmeriformes, Osmeridae. The record is from RefSeq and is a predicted model, not a curated record. Gene Ontology annotation, molecular function: protein folding chaperone. The transcript has a single exon.